Pseudoliparis swirei is the source of this 894-nucleotide messenger RNA. It is a transcript of the gene eef1akmt2, whose product is annotated as EEF1A lysine methyltransferase 2. The coding region runs from base 1 to 720 and encodes 239 amino acids. The record is from RefSeq and is a predicted model, not a curated record. Gene Ontology annotation, biological process: peptidyl-lysine monomethylation; peptidyl-lysine dimethylation. Gene Ontology annotation, cellular component: cytoplasm. NCBI's taxonomy places the organism in Eukaryota, Metazoa, Chordata, Actinopteri, Perciformes, Liparidae. The transcript is spliced from 6 exons. Gene Ontology annotation, molecular function: protein-lysine N-methyltransferase activity.
AUGGAAGAGGUCGCUGCGGAAAGCGUGGACGUGAAACGUGGAAAUGUCUCGGACCCAGAGGACGACAGCUGCUCGGACACGGAUUUUGGACCUUCAAAACUCGGAACGAAAGAAUAUUGGGAAGAUGCAUAUCAAAAAGAACUUGAGACAUUCGCAGACAUUGGGGAUGUUGGUGAGAUUUGGUUUGGCGAGGAGAGCAUGAGCCGUGUGCUGCGAUGGAUGGACAAAACUCAGAUCCCAGCGGAUGCUGCCAUUCUUGACAUUGGCACUGGAAACGGCGCCUUUUUAGUUGAACUGGCUAAACACGGAUGCAGGAAUCUGACUGGUAUAGAUUAUUCUCCAGCGUCUGUAGACUUGGCCAGAAACGUUCUGCAGGCGGAGGGCUUGACGAAUAUCACCGUAAAGGAGAUGGAUUUCUUGAACUGCCACGGUGAGCUAAAGGGUUUUGAUGUCUGCAUCGACAAAGGCACAUUCGAUGCAAUAAGCUUGAACCCGGACAGCUCUAAGGAGGACAAGAAAAUGUAUGUCCAAGUUCUAAAGGAUGCUCUCAAGGACAAAGGAUUCUUUGCUAUAACUUCCUGUAACUGGACAAAAGAGCAGCUGCUAGACCGAUUUAUUGAAGGAUUUGAGUUUGUCGAGGAGUUGCCGACACCUAGCUUCCAAUUUGGAGGCAAGAAGGGCAACAGUGUGACGGCCCUCAUCUUCAGGAGAAUACAUUGAAAUUAGAGGAUUAGAUGUUCUUCUUUUUUUCUGUUUAUCACAGGAAAUCAUAAUAACUGUACAUACUUUUGUAUAACAAUACUUGAUUCACAUUUAGAAGAUAUGUGUAAUGACGCCGGCAUACAGUGUAACAGAGAGGAAUUCUCUUGAAAUAAAUAUGGUUUUUGUUUUGUU